UGGCCUUGAUUGAGUAAAGAAAUCAGUUGUUUCUGAAACCCAAUAGCUACUCUCGCAUAUCCCCACGUACAACCCAAGGCUAUUGAAUUGGUUCGCUUUUGGAGUCCGGCGUCCUAACAGGAGAUCCGCCUCUCGUCUCUCCGUCUACUCAUCCUUCAGAUGGCAGCCUUCAUUGCAAAGAAGAUCAGCUCCAAGAUCCUUGGCGAAUCAUUGGAGAACAAAUGGGGAGCUAAGGACCCCCUAUUCGAAACUGUUCCCGCAACGAGACUCGAUGGCAAACCUUCGGGAAAGACAAAGAAAGUCAAGAGAGCCCUCCCACCGGGCAUAUCUGAACACGAUGCACAGAUCCUCAACAAGGUCAAAAGAAGAGCCUAUAAACUGGAUUUGAGUCUGUUCAGUAUUGCCGGCAUACGAUUUGGCUGGAGCAGCGUCAUUGGUCUAGUCCCCUUUGCGGGUGAUGCUGUUGACUUCUUCAUGGCUGUUAUGGUAAUCAACUCAGCUAAGAAGGUAGAUGGUGGCCUCCCAUCCGGACUUGUGCUGAAGAUGUGGUUUUGGGCGUGUCUGGAUUUGGUCAUUGGCCUCAUCCCAUUCCUUGGUGACGUUUUUGAUGCCAUUAUCAAGGCCAAUUGCCGCAACGCCAUCUAUCUAGAAGAGCACUUGCGCAAGCAGGGACAGCAGAAUCUCCGCCGAAGUGGUCUACCCAUUCCCGAAAUCGAUCCUAGCGAUCCUGAUGAGUUCGACCGACUGCAGGAAGGACCGGAGAACAGACGAAGUGGCCGCCGAGCCCAAGAAUCCGGCGUUGAUUCAGCUCCCGCUAUGCCGCCACGGCCCACCGAGGCUCGGGUUCGCGACGACCGACGCGCUGGUGGUGGAUGGUUUGGCAGGAGCCGCCGCGCGGAUGAAGAGUCGGGUGUUGCAACUCAGCCUCCCACAAGAAAGUCGACUCGCCGUGGAUAGCGAGCACAUUCGCCUUCCAAAGAUAUGCCAGUGGCAACACUCCAGUGAAUCGUCUGGCUGGACCAUCUCUUCCGUCCCAACCACUGACCCCAAGCGUGGUGGGUUCUAUGCCUGAACCUUUCUGCUUGACGGUGCAGGGCUGAUCUGAACGAGACGGGCGGGGAAACGUGA
Messenger RNA from Truncatella angustata, 1128 nucleotides. RefSeq lists its product as uncharacterized. The transcript has 3 exons. The coding region runs from base 160 to 957 and encodes 265 amino acids. The record is from RefSeq and is a predicted model, not a curated record. NCBI's taxonomy places the organism in Eukaryota, Fungi, Ascomycota, Sordariomycetes, Amphisphaeriales, Sporocadaceae.